AUGACGUUUAAGAUUUUCGUCGGUGGACAGCGGGUGAAGAGCGAGGAGGUGUUGGGGCGGUGUUGGGGCGCGGGCAAUCGGGACGGGCAGAAACGCACGCGACACGGUGACGGGGGCGCGGGCGGGACCAUGGGGACGUGUGACGCGAACGCGCGGGCAGACGGGACGGACGCGCACGAGCCGAGCGCGAAACGCGCGGCGACGUGA
Molecule: messenger RNA, 207 nt
Organism: Ostreococcus tauri
Lineage: Eukaryota; Viridiplantae; Chlorophyta; Mamiellophyceae; Mamiellales; Bathycoccaceae
Product: unnamed product
Exons: 2
Coding region: 1-207 (68 amino acids)
Source: RefSeq, a predicted model, not a curated record